AUGUCGUGGCAAACUUCCGCCGGCAAAAGCCGACCUGUCGUUGAUGAAUGUUCAAGUCCGACAGUCUCAUGUGGUAGCAAAGCUAAGAACAAUAAGUAUAUCGCAUGUGGUUUGUUAUCUGGUGUAAUAACUAAGACGAUAUGUGCCCCUUUUGAUCGUAUCAGGUUAUUAUACCAAAUCCAGCCUAUGUUUGCACAAGUGAAUAUCGCUAAACAAGAGCAACCAGGUGGUUUCAAGUAUCGAGGUGUGCUUCGUACUGCCCAGAAGAUAAUCCAUGAAGAGGGUUUAACCGGUUUAUGGCGCGGUAAUUUAAUGAACACAACCCGUGGCGGUUUAUGUUAUGCUACUAAAUUUGGUAUCAAUGAUGGAGCUAAGGAGCGGUUGCAAUCUCUUACUGGUGUUGACAAUGGUGUUACAUUAUCGUUACUUGCGGGAGCGUCUGCUGGUGUAUUGCAGAAAUCUAUCUCAUAUCCACUGGAUGUGAUGAGUGUAAGGAUGACCCUUGGUGUGAAUACCAAGGUCCUAAGCUCUAAUUGUACCUACCACAGUAUACCCGACUGUUUUUUUAAGAUAUUGAGAUCAGAAGGUAUACGUGGUUUUUUCAAGGGUUUUUUGCCUACGUUAUGUACCGGUGUGCCCUAUGUUUCUUUGCAGAUGACCUUUUUUGAUUUCUACAAGAGACGAUUUAUGGACCUAUUUGGCUUCGAGAAAGAGAAGCUUAACAUUAAACAAGUGGCCUUUGUUUCAUCGAUAGCAGGGUCUGCUGCAGGUUUCUCUGCUUUAUCUAUAGUUUUUCCAGGUGAUACUGUGCGUAAGCGUAUGAUGAACAACGCCAUAUCUAACGAUUAUCAAUUAUAUAGAAGCUCGCGGCACUGUGUCAAGACCAUCUUCAGAUGUGAGGGUAUAUCUGCCUUCUAUCAUGGGAUGUUUCCAUCAUUAUUGAAAUCGCUCCCUUCUGGCGCUGUUCAGUUCGUUACUUAUGAGGUUCUAAAGCACCUGCUAAAGCAGGCAUGA
Molecule: messenger RNA, 1014 nt
Organism: Babesia sp. Xinjiang
Lineage: Eukaryota; Apicomplexa; Aconoidasida; Piroplasmida; Babesiidae
Gene: mcfA
Product: Mitochondrial substrate carrier family protein A
Exons: 3
Coding region: 1-1014 (337 amino acids)
Biological process (GO): transmembrane transport
Source: RefSeq, a predicted model, not a curated record